Messenger RNA from Acanthopagrus latus (yellowfin seabream), 4644 nucleotides. RefSeq names its product protein tyrosine phosphatase receptor type C (gene ptprc). Bases 258 to 4100 code for a protein of 1280 amino acids. Gene Ontology annotation, molecular function: protein tyrosine phosphatase activity; protein binding. Gene Ontology annotation, biological process: positive regulation of peptidyl-tyrosine phosphorylation; negative regulation of protein kinase activity; protein dephosphorylation. Lineage: Eukaryota; Metazoa; Chordata; Actinopteri; Spariformes; Sparidae. The transcript has 30 exons. The record is from RefSeq and is a predicted model, not a curated record.
AACUUGCUUGACUUGAAACCAGCGGCGAGGUUUAGGGUUUGGGGAACAAGUCCAGGAAACUGCGUCAACUGAUAAGACAGACGACGUAUGUAGCUUAAAAAUAAGACAACUUUUUUUUUUUUUUUCAAAGUUAUUACUAUCUUAGACUUGAGAAUUUGGAGAUAAAGCUUCGAUUUGGCGCGUGAAAUUUUUGCCUGUUGGCCCCCACCAGUACUUUACUGUAUGGUGUGUCGCCGUACACACCCUAAGUCCUGGAUAUGGCAGGUCUCUUCAGUCUGAAGAUCCUGCUGCUCUGGGCUGGAAUCAUCGGUUUAGCCAACUGUGAGAAUGCAACAGAUGUUACAACCCCCUCACCUCCACGCACCAUGACAGAUUCCACUUUACCUUCAGUAAGCAGCCAGUCUGUCAUGUCCUCACCUCCACGCACCACGGCAGUAACUCCUGUCGUGCCUUCAACCAGCUCAGCCCUCAAACCUCCACACACCUCGCCUACCCUCGCCUCAAACUCCUCAAUUCAACCAUUCACUUCCACCAACAUAUCUGACAGCUCACCCUCACUCAGCACCACUUCACCCAGCACCUCAAACCUCACGCAAAACCAGAUCUCACCUGCAGUCACCACGCCCACCACCACAGUGAACGCCUCCACCAAAGCCUCACCAGUCACUCAACCUCCACAGUGUUCUUACACUGUUACACCCAUCAAGUUUGGCCUCAAGAUUGACAUCACAAGCUCUCCCCCUAGUCUCUACACCAUAAAGAUUAAUGAAGUGGGGCAACAAGAGCCUGGAAAGACAUUCAACAAUCAAACCUAUUCACGUAACAUCACACACCUGAAGCCCUGUACUGAAUAUGAGCAUUAUGUGAUGUUUAAUGAUGGCACUGAUGGACAAACACCCUGUAACAGCACUGAACAUAAAACAAGGACAUUUAACAUGAGUCAAAGUGACAUUAAAAACGUCAGCAACACUUCACCAUGCGUCCCUGGAUCUGUUUGUUACUGGAGUGAAUGGGACAUCAGCUCCUCCAUGUCAACAUCAGAUCAUAUUACAGCUCAGUCGUGCACAAGUGACAGUAAAAUAUUCUGCAUCAAACCUGCUUUCAAUGAUAUUUGCUCAGAUUUGACCACAACCUUCACUUUAGGAAACUGUUCUUCCUUCAGACUCACCAAAAACAUCCCUGUUGGUUUCUUAAAUCCAAGUGAUAUAAAUUCAACAGUUCAAUCUAAACUUCCUGCAGAGAUAGACACAACAUUACCUUCACAGUGUCAUCUCACCACUGAUUACACCUGUCCGGAAAAUGGACAAAGCAAGGAACUGUCUGAGCUGGAGCCCUUCACAGACUACAGCUGUAUCGGCCACAUUAAGGACAUGAACAACGACACCAUAAUAAACACAACUAAUAUCCCCGUCAGGAUUAACUGUGAUCUUCAAAUAAUCAAAAAGGAGACAAGUGCAACUGACGCCUCCAUCCAUUUGAGUUGGACCACGACCAGUACCAACUGUCAUGAAGUUCUUCCAACACUUUCAAAUCUUUCUUAUGACUGCAGCUGCUCAUCUGCUCACAACAAACCUAAGGGUAAGUAUGAUUUACCAGAACGUAUUCAUUCACUGACACCAUCUAAUCCAGAGAAUAAUGAGAUUGAUGUAUCCUGUAUUUAUGCGGGACGUUUCCAUGGAAAGUACAAGAAAUACCAUGCACGUCUUUAUCUUGGUGAUGACCGUCAGCUGCUUAAAGAAGAAACAGAAAACACAUGCAAAUUUGUAUUCAAAGAUCUGAGCUAUUUGACCACCUACAGAGUGGAGGUGACUGUUUUCAAUGGACAACAUGAGAGCGACCCCGUCAUAGAGCAUGUCGACACGAAGUACAACGACAAAGCACUGAUCGGGUUUCUAGUCUUCCUCAUCAUCGUCACCUCUGUUGCUCUGCUUGUUGUCAUCUACAAGAUUUACAUUCUGAGGCGCAGGAAGUCCCAUGAUUUGAGUGAAAACCUGAUGCUUAUUUCGUCAGGAAAUGAUGAGGAGAACCUGCUGCCUGUUGAGCCGAUCGCAGCAGAGGUCCUGCUGGAAGCCUACAAGAGGAAGCUCGCUGAUGAGGGAAGACUUUUCCUGGCUGAGUUUCAGAGCAUCCCAAGAAUUUUCUCGAGGUACUCUGUGAAGGACGCCAAAAAGCCCUGCAAUGUACCCAAGAACCGCUACGUGGACAUCCUGCCAUAUGAUUAUAACCGAGUCCAGCUGACCACCGGGAAUGGAGAAGCAGGAUGUGACUACAUCAAUGCCAGCUUCAUUGAUGGGUACAAGGAAUCCAAAAAGUACAUCGCAGCUCAAGGGCCAAAGGAUGAGACUGUGAGUGACUUCUGGAGGAUGGUCUGGGAGCAGCAGUCCUCCAUCAUUGUCAUGGUCACACGCUGUGAAGAGGGAAACAGGGUCAAGUGUGCGCAGUACUGGCCGUCACCACAGCGGGAGACAGAGAUCUUUGAGGAGUUUAUUGUGAAGCUGAACUCAGAGGACCACUGUCCAGAUUACACCAUCCGACAUCUCAGCCUCAGUAAUAGGAGGGACAAGAACUCAGAGAGGGAGGUGACCCACAUCCAGUUCAUGAGUUGGCCGGACCACGGCGUCCCAGAAGAGCCACAUCUCCUGCUGAAACUGAGGCGGCGUGUCAAUGCUUUCAAGAAUUUCUUCAGUGGCCCCAUCGUCGUUCACUGCAGCGCCGGAGUCGGUCGGACAGGCACCUACAUUGGCAUCGAUGCCAUGAUGGAGGGCCUGGAGGCGGAGGGCAGAGUGGACAUCUACGGCUACGUGGUCAGACUCCGCAGACAGAGAUGUCUAAUGGUUCAAGUUGAGGCCCAGUACAUCCUGAUCCACCAGGCGCUGCUGGAGCACAAUCAGUUUGGAGAGACUGAGAUCACCCUGCCUGAGCUCCACAGCACACUGAGUACGCUCAAAGAGAAGAGCUCAGGCAACGAGCCCACCUUAAUGGAGGAUGAGUUUGAGAGACUCCCCUCCUAUAAAAACUGGAGGACAUUCAACACCGGGAUCACGGAGGACAACAAGAAAAAGAAUCGCUCUUCAUCCGUCAUCCCAUAUGACUACAACCGAGUGUUGCUGAAGCUCGAUGAAGGACACAGUCGGGAGAGUGACCCUGAUGAGGAUGAGGAGGAAGAUUCAUCAGAUGAUGAGGAGGAGGAGGAGUCCACUAAGUACAUCAAUGCCUCCCACAUAAAUGGUUACUGGGGCCCACGCGCCUUCAUCGCAGCACAGACUCCGCUGCCAGACACCAUGGCUGACUUCUGGUCGAUGGUUUACCAGAAGAAAGCGUCUACCAUUGUCAUGCUCUCAGACUGCAGUGAAGGAGAUAAGUCUGACUCUGUCUACUGGGACCAAGACAAGAAAACGUUUGGUGAAAUUGAGGUGGAGGUGGCGAGCACAGACACUUCCCCAACUCUCAUCACCCGCAACAUGCUGAUCCGUCACGUCAAGAGGAAAGAGAGUCGGCCUGUGAGACACUUCGAGUUCCUGAAGUGGUCGAGCGGAGAGCUGCCGGAGAAACCUCAGGAUCUGACGGACGCGAUCAAGGACAUCAAGCAGAGCUGUGGCAGCAGCAAAUCACAGAGGGGCACUCCUGUCGUGGUCCACUGCAAUGAUGGCUCGUCCCGUUCAGGGAUUUUCUGUGCCCUGUGGAACGUGCUGGACAGCGCCGACAGUGAGAAGCUGGUCGAUGUUUUCCAGGUGGCCAAAACUCUUCGCAAGGAGAGGCAGGGCAUGCUCUCCAGCCUGGAACAGUACCAGUUCUUGUAUGACGCACUGGAGGGGGUCUUCCCUGUCCAGAACGGGGAAGUGAAAGCACCACAGGCCUCUGCGGCCAUCGAGAUUGUCAAUGAAACCAAAGCAGCAGAGCAGCCAGCUGAAGAGAAGGACGAGCAGCCAGCCAGCACUACCAGCAACGGCCAGCAGGGAGCAGCAGAGAGCGCUCCUCUUAUGGCUGAGGGAGAGAAGGAAGUCAAAAAAGAGGAGCCUGAGGAGGUCUCCAGCACUCCCACUGAGACAGCACCUCUGGAGGACGCCAGCAACGGCUCCACUGUCACUGUGGAGGUCUGAGCGUGCUGAUGGAGGCAUGACCGUGCCUUUUUUAUUUUUUAUUUUGUGGAAAUGUGUGCUUCAGCUGAAUGCUUUUUUUUUUUUUUAAAUAUACGUCCUGAAUGUAUAAACAUUGUAAAGCUUUAACACAGUGUGGUUAUGAAUGAGAUUUGUUUAAGAAUUUGAUCAUAUGUUUUAAUGUCAAUUUCCAAAAAGAAAAAGAUCCGAACUAAGUUAUAAAUAUUUUUAUGAGUAUUUUUAUGCAAAUGAGAAUUUCUGUGAGCAAAGUUUACUGGAUGCUGCCAUCAAACUAGGGCCCUCGGAUUUACUGUAUAGUAAGACUUAAUUAAAGAGCUUAAUUUUCAUUAUACAGGAGACAAGAUGUUGUUUUAUACCCCUGUAUCUCUGGGUUUGGUCAUGUAUUCAUUUCCUCGCUAAGUAAACAGACGAUGGUCUACAUUUAUACAUACCUGGUGUAGCUGAAUAAUAUAGUCGUUGAGUUCAAAACUUGUUUUGUGACACUGUAACAUUUAUUAAAGGAGACUUCCAAAGGGAAAGACUCAUG